Aspergillus clavatus NRRL 1 is the source of this 1842-nucleotide messenger RNA. Its product is annotated as putative RNA binding protein (Arp). Bases 1 to 1842 code for a protein of 613 amino acids. The record is from RefSeq and is a predicted model, not a curated record. Gene Ontology annotation, molecular function: 3'-5'-RNA exonuclease activity; RNA binding. NCBI's taxonomy places the organism in Eukaryota, Fungi, Ascomycota, Eurotiomycetes, Eurotiales, Aspergillaceae. The transcript has 4 exons.
AUGGCCACCGUCUCAGCACCUACUCCUAAGUUGGAUCGCUACAUUGUCAUCCACGUCGCAACCACCUGCGAUGAACAUGGCGUCUACGUCACCAAGGACUCUGCAGAGGUGAUCGAAUUGGGGUGGAUUUUGUUGGAUACCAAAACCUGCGAGGAGUUACACCGCGAAAGUGUCCUCGUUAAACCCGUCAACACUCCGAUCACGCCGCUUUGCACAAGCCUGACAACUCUGACAUGGGAACACGUCCGCUCGGCAGGUACCUUCCGCGACGCGAUCAACCGCUUCGAUGCUUUUGCCCAAGAACACCUCAUCAGCAAGAAUCUCGAGUUCGCCUUCGUCACGUUGGAUUCGUGGGAUCUGCGCGUGCAGCUGCCCCGGGAGGCUCGAGACAAGGCCGUUGUCCUUCCUCCAUAUCUUCAGCACUCGCGGACCUUCGAUCUCCGCACCGAAUACCAGCGAUGGCAGACGCAUCAUCCUGAGUCCCUGCCCUUCGGACCCAGCUCGCUUUCCAACAUCUGCGCCGCUCUCGAAGUCGAACCCGUCCAGUCGUCCGCUCCCAUCAAGCACAACCUUCCCUUCCACCUCCAGGCCUUGGCUCCCGCGUCUCCUCGCCGCGCAAUGGAGGAGGCCAUCACUCUGGCUCGCGUGCUGCGCGGCUUGAUCCGCAAGUCCCAGCCCCCACACGAGCAUCCGGAGAUCCUGACUCGGCCUAUGGAUGCCCGAGCGGAUGUGCGUGCCUUCUUGACCGAACGCAGCAAGGUCCUGCACCUCAGCGGCUUGCCCCAUGAUACCACGCAGUCGGAAUUGGAAAGCUGGUUCACCCAAUUCGGUGGCCGUCCCAUCGCCUUCUGGACGCUCCGGACCCCCGAUCAACACAAACCCACGGGUACCGGCUUUGCCGUGUUCUCGUCCCACGAGGAGGCUGCUGAAAGUCUCUGCAUGAACGGUCGCGCUUUGAAUGAAAAGGCCAUUGAGGUCUCUCCCUCAUCCAGCCGUGUUCUGGAUCGUGCCGCGGAGAUCCUCACCCCCUUCCCUCCUUCCAAAAACCGUCCCCGCCCUGGUGACUGGACUUGCCCCUCUUGCGGCUUCUCCAACUUCCAGCGUCGCACCGCUUGUUUCCGUUGCUCGUUCCCUGCCAUGGCUGCGGCUCCGGACCCGAUGGGCUACGGGGCUUAUGGCUAUGGCCCCCCAUCCAUGAUGCCCCCUCACAUGGGCCACAACCACGGCAUGGGCCAUUCUCGCGGCUUGGGUGGCAACGGUGGUGUGGUCCCCUUCCGGGCCGGUGAUUGGAAAUGUGGCUCGGAGGGAUGUGGCUAUCAUAACUUUGCCAAGAACAUCAACUGCUUGCGCUGCGGAGCCCCUCGCUCGGGCGCUGCGGUGGUCGCUGACUCGGCGUUCCCCUCCCCCAUGGACCCUCCAGCUGGCUUCGGCAUGGGUCCCAACUCCAUGACGAGCACUCCGGCUCCUGCGCCCUUCACCUCCGCGGCCGGCGGCUUUGGUGGUUUCAGUCAGCAAUUCGCUGCUCCGCCCAACAACUAUGCCCUGCCCUCCGGUCUGGGAAGUGCUCCCGGUGCCUAUCCUCCCAUGGGUCAGGUGAACGCCGGCUACGGCUCCACCAAUGCCUCCCAUACCGCAUCCUCGUUCUCCAACCCUGCCACCCAAGCGGCCUUCAGCGGGGCUGAUCACGCCUCCUCCACGAGCGCGUCCAACGGAGCCUUCUAUGGCACCGAUGGCUCGAACGAUCCUUUCGCCUUCCUGUCGACCGGAUUGGGUGGGUUGACCGUCUCCGACGAUAGCCACUCUCGCCGUAAUGGCACUGGCGCGAGCAAGUCCCCUGCUUAA